AUGUCGAACCCGGAUGAAACCAUAAUCGAUCCCGCGCCGCUCAAAGUGCCUGGUUCUAUAAUCCCGCAUCGCCUCUCGCAAUUGAAGCAUCUCUUGCGCGUGGCAGAGCUCACCACCCACAGCCUUCAGGACGUGGACGAAGGCUCGUUAGCCUCGCGCUCAGGGAUCAACGGAAAACAAUACCUUCUCCUCCGUAUCAUCCACCGUCAGUUUUUGACCCGGGAGAGGUUCAUUUCUGACCUGGAGGAGUUUGGCCUGGAUGGAUUUCGGGACGCGUCCGAAGUCCUGAAGAGUGAACAGGCAGCGGACUGGCGGGGAUAUCUCGAACUACUGCGAGAGGCAAAGUCCGUGGAUGAUGCUAGUCGCGAGUUGACGGGUGGGUUUCGAGGCGUGAGAGAAGUACAGGAGGAUGUGGUGCUCAAGGGUAGUAACACAAUGCUGCGGAGCGUUGAAAUCGACGAGCCGGCCAAGGCCAAGAAGGAGUCGCGCUGGUCGUCUCUUUGCAGACGAGGAAAGGACAGCAAGGCGGCGCCAUCAGCAGUUGCGGAAGGAUACCUCACUGACAGCGACAACGAGAAUGAGCGCGGGUCGCUUUCCGACAUUGGGUCGAUCUACGAGGAUGAUGGUGCCAGGCUCCCGGACCUUCCGCCAAAAGCAGCACUCAUCUUGCUCCUGAAGGAACUCGGGAGCCUGGCUGGCGUGAAGGGAAUCCAGUCCACAUUCAGCAAGACCACCUUCACCGCGCAGUUUGACAAUACAAGCUACACUGCCAUCACGGCCGGCGGUAUACGGACCAAAGCCCGCCAGCUCCUCCUGGGCAUCUUCGAUGCCAAGGCCCGUCUACGUUCCAAAGGCAAAGCCAAGAUCGCGAUGCAAGAAGGGUCAGAACUGGCUGCCUGGUGGUUAAACUGCCCAGGCGAGCUCCCGGUCUUCCGCGGCCAAGUAUUUCAAGCGCCCAUAGCGAAUAUCACCUGUUUCUUUUUGUUGCCCGUGGUUUCGCACUUCGUAGUUGUUCGAUGGAAAAUCGCCUACGGUAUCCUGGCCAUGUCCUCCAGGUCGAGUCGUAACACUCCGUCUGCCUCACUGUUCAGAGCUCCGCGGACCUCAACUCCCCAAAUUCGCGCACUUGCACCUACCCGCUUGCCUAUUGCGAAUCACGCGAGAUUUCAACUUGCCAGCUUCUUCGGCGGUUUAUCGGCAAUUCGGACAUGGCCGAGAUGGACACCAAAGCAGUCCGCCGCCACCUCAUCGACAUCGUCGCCAGCGCAACGGGACGAGGUUGAGCAACAGGAAUUAUGCGUCCUCGGCAAAAAUCAUGCCAUGGAGCACUAA
Messenger RNA from Aspergillus mulundensis, 1332 nucleotides. RefSeq lists its product as uncharacterized. Bases 1 to 1332 code for a protein of 443 amino acids. NCBI's taxonomy places the organism in Eukaryota, Fungi, Ascomycota, Eurotiomycetes, Eurotiales, Aspergillaceae. The transcript is spliced from 2 exons. The record is from RefSeq and is a predicted model, not a curated record.